Ostertagia ostertagi is the source of this 2091-nucleotide messenger RNA. The record is from the annotation of a GenBank genome assembly. Lineage: Eukaryota; Metazoa; Nematoda; Chromadorea; Rhabditida; Trichostrongylidae.
AUGGGAGUCAAGGUAGAAUUUGGCUAUAUCGAGACCAAGUGGAAUCCGGCAGACAUUGGGACACGUGGAGCAUCCGCACAGGAAAUUUUGUCACAUGUGUGGUGGAGAGGAUAUCCACUUAAGAGAAUUCUCGAUGGCAGAUUUGCAUCUAACUUCUUCAGUCUUUCAAAGGAGUUAGAAGGAGAAGAAGAAACGGAAUGUGUUUCUCCAGUAUAUGCUAUGAAGACUCGUGAAGGAAGAGUCGAAGAUAUUCUAGACCUAGCGAGGUACAGUAGUGUCACAAAAUCGCUAAGGGUCCUAGCAUAUGUCAUUCGAUUCCUUAAAAGCAUCACUUCUCGCUUGGAUAAUGCUCUUCAGAGCAAACUACGGAACAAUCUACCUUGCCUCAAUGAUCCAAACCAAGAACAGUACCUAACAGCAUCCGACAUUAGAAAUGCUCACGAUGUACUGAUUAGGAAUCAUCAAGCUGUACAUAUAUCUCCACAAUACAAAAAGGCACUUUCUAAAACUCUAAACAUGAAGGAGGACAAGAAACAAAUAAUGGCCUCCCAAAGACGUGAUGACGAGUUUUCAAAAAAGCGCCGCGCCGAAGAGCAUAAGCUGAUCGAGGAAAUUCGUCGCAAGCGUGCAUGCGUUAGAAAGAUGCAAGUGUUUCCAUCGGAAGAAAUCAUUCAAAGCAAGAUCAGAAAUUUUGUGAAAUCCAUUGUUCUCAUUGUAACUUCGAGUUGCCUUAGUGAUAAGCAUGCUCACAUCCGUGGAAAUAAGCCCCAGUAUUUGGCACACAUGCGAGCUGCUCUCUACAAGGCCCAUCUGGAGAACAUAUAUUCUGAGACUUGCCAUGUAAUGGAAAGAAUCCGGAACCUAGCAGAGGGACUAUCAAUGGCGUACGAACUUUACGGAUUGCUAGCAUUCUCGGAUGAAGAACUUCGGGAUUCUCGCGAAAUUUUUUUCGGACAAGAUGAACAGGGUGUUACGUUGGAGCCGAGCUUCACAGCCAACUUCAUCCACAAAGAAAUCGAGUUCCUCGAAGAUCUCAAAAGGCAAAUAUGGAACGAAAUCACAGAGGCAAAACUCCAAGAGGAAAAUGAAAAUCACGUCAAUGCUUUCGAGAACAUAAGGGAAAUGAUUUUGGAAAUGCGUCAAGAUUUCGAAGAGAAACAUACGAAAGUCCAGCAAGAGAUCAACGAGCAGAGUGAAAAAAUAAAAGAAAUAUUCAAAAGGCUUGAAGAAAUAAGCAACGCAAUGAAAGAACAAAGUCAAGCACGUCCGGACGACAAGCAACCAACCAAAGAGGAUGAGAACGAACUCAGGCAAAGUGUAAACUUAGAAAGAGCCGAGGAAGAUCUACUUGACAUACCCGAAGAAGACGAGCUCGAAAAAUACGGAUACUACAGCCAGUCCAUAAGGUCAAGUCCAGCUACAUCUUUUGGCGACGAGCAAUCGGCAAAAUCUAGCCCGGCUAUAUCUGACGAUGAACUCGAAAAAUACGGAUACUACAACCAAUCCACAAGCUGCAUCUUUUGGAGAAGAGCAAUCGGCAAAAUCGAGCCCGGCUAUAUCGACGAUGAACUCGAAAAAUAUGGAUACUAUGACGAAUCCACAAGAUCCAGCCCGAAUACAUCUGACGAUGAGCAAAGCAUGAAGGAAAGAAGUUAUCCUGGAAGCCAGAGAAGAAAUAAAUUAGAGCAGCGAGGUGACUGGAUCAACUCAUAUCUGAAGACGAUGGCAAACGUGCCAGAACGAAGAAUAAAUCGCAUAGAUCAAAUGAGAUCCAAGGACAGGUUUCUGGUCUGCUCCUUCUGCCUGGAAAAAGGAUUGCACUACUCAGACAGUUGUCCCUCAUAUGUCAGUGUCAAAUCGAGGAAAAGGCGUGUUCGAUGUCAACAAUGUCUGGAUAGCCGCCACAACACAGAAGAGUGCAGGAAUACAAAGAAAAGGUGCAGGUACUGUGGAUCAAAGGAUCACGAUAAAGCUCUCUGUGUUCUGCCGGAAGACAUCGACGACUACUACAGAGAACUUGACGAAAUUAGGAGAGAGCUCGAAAGUCUUCCAGACUAUUAUGGACCACAUAACCCACCCGAACCGCAGUAA